UAUGCAUAGUCGCAAUUGCAGCCAAGCUACACUUGACUGCGUUCUACAUUCAAUGCCGCUAAUUUCUGCGGUGCAAUUUACAGCAGUACCGCCAGGGUUCCGAAGCGUUGCGGUGGCCUAGACUAGAGUCCUCCGCGCGCACGACGGAAGUGUUCUGGCUGUGAACUGUAGUAGUGGAUGCUGUGCGUGUUUCUUCCGGAAGAGACCAUGGAUGUCGUCCGCGGCUACCGGCUGGAAUCGCUGUCCCGGCUGAAGUGCAUCUCCAUUACGGAGAUCCUCUUCGGGCUGAUUGGUCUGCUGCUGUUCAUUGUCGCCAUCGUUCUCGCCUUAACGCACCGUUCUACACAGGACAACCACUUAACAUGGUCCUGGUCACUCUUUCUCAUUGUCGGAUUCUACUUCCUCCUGUUCAUCGCCGGCUGCUUCGGCGUCCAUGUGGUACGACGGUGCCGGAAGGGCGUGGCAUCCUCGUCGUCCUUCACAGCGUUGGCUGGCAUGAAUGUGAUCCUGUGUAUUAUAUAUAGCAUUCUACUGGUGCUAAUAAUUAUCUCCGCAAUUCUUGUCGGCGUCCUGGCGCAUUACAUGCACGCCAUCCUCAAUCAUAUCGCCCAACUAUUGAAUCUGCACAAAGAUACCAUCUAUGAUCCCGCGCAGCCCGCUCCCGGUCAUACCGCGCAGGAAACCGUGCAUAAAGUGACCAGCGCGGUGACGAUUGUGAUGGUGGUCAUUUUUAGCGUGAUCGGCACGUUUUUGUUGUUGUUCACUAUCUUGACGGGAUGCGCGGCGAAGAUUAGCCGGCGUAAUGCGGCCAUCCUGAAAACACCGACAUCCGGGAAUUACAACGAUAGUCUGCUGGCGUCCAUGGGCGGAACGUAUCCCAAGCAGGUGUCCACGUACGGAGAAUAUCAGCCUAUCAGGCAGCAAAUCUGAAAGCAUGUGAAGAUUUUUGGCAUAUGAAAUGUAGACGCCCACGCUGACUUCAAACGCAGGAUGUGUCGUUAAUAAUAUUAUGUUUAUGGACCCUCCGACACUGCUUACACAAUACGGUUAAAUUUCAUGUGUAAAGUUAUGCAUCUGACAUUUUGCACAAUCUGUGUGUUUGCAGAAAAAUUUAAUUUCAGCGUUUAGCCGGCUAAAUUCUAAUGCAGCUUUAGAGUUGUGGCUUGUUGCUCAAGUCAUGUAGAAAUCGGCAGCAGUUGUUUUUUAGAGUGGGAAGCUAGUAGAAAGUAUAAAAUGUUGCUUUAUUGCUAAUUAAACAACCGCUUUUUUUGUGCUCAGCAGCACGGGAUGGGUGUGCCAUAUACACGCCUCCAUAAAUUUGUAUGGCAUUAUCAAUAAAAAACAGAAUUCAGUA
Messenger RNA from Paramacrobiotus metropolitanus, 1354 nucleotides. RefSeq lists its product as uncharacterized. The record is from RefSeq and is a predicted model, not a curated record. Bases 178 to 930 code for a protein of 250 amino acids. The transcript has 2 exons. NCBI's taxonomy places the organism in Eukaryota, Metazoa, Tardigrada, Eutardigrada, Parachela, Macrobiotidae.